AUGCUCGUCUCUCUCACAGUCGGCAAGGUCGACGCCGGCGUCACUGUCCUUCUGACCCCUGACAAGCGACUGAUCGAAUUCCCCUCCAUUCUUCUUCCUCCCGACAUCUCCUCCGGCUCCAUAGUCGACAUCAACGUUGCGCGCAACAAGGCCUCCGAAGCCCACGCCGAGCGCGCCUUCCGUUCCCUCCAAGACUCGAUCCUCUCCUCCUUCGGCGCCGACGCGCCCUCCCCACCCGUCCUCCGCUGCCGCAACGCGACCCAGACCAGUGUUGUUCUAGAAUGGGAUCCUAUCCACCUCGCUACUGCCGAUUUAAUCUCGCUGGCUCUCUACCGGAACGGCCAGAAAGCCGGCAACAUCCCCAAGCCCCUCGAAAUGCAUUCUACCAAGAUCAGCGGCCUGGCGGUCGACACCGAGUACACCUUCCACCUCAUCCUUCGCACCACGGCCGGGACGUUUGCCAGUCAGCGCGUGACGGUCCGGACGCAUAAGAUGACUGAUUUGAGCGGUAUCACCAUCACGUUGGGCAUCCUCCCCGCGGUGGUGAAGGAGGGGUUGACGGCGGCGGUGGAAAGGAUCGGGGCCAAGAUUGUGGAUGGGGUUAGGAUAGACACCACGCACUUUGUUACCACGGAGGGCAGGGGAAUACAGUGGGAGAAGGCCAACGAGAUGAAUAUCCCGGUCGUGAGGCCCGAGUGGGUGGAUGCUUGCGAGAGAGGAGGGAGGAUUUUGGGGGUGACCAAGUUUUAUUUGGAUGCCGCGAGGGUUGGGCCGGGGAGUUACGAGACGCCCCUCUCGGCGACGGCGCCGAGCCCGGUGCCGAAGCAGCCUGAGCCACAGCAGCAGAAGGAUUUGCCUCCUCAGCCACCGGCUGCUGAACCUGCCGUGGCGACGACCGGUGCGCCCUCUGGAGAGGAGGCGAAGGAACAGGGAGGUGGUGUUGAGUCUGGCUCCAGUGAUGGCGAAGAAGACCAGGAGGGGGAUGCUGGAAAGGAUGAGGAGAACGAUGCGGAGCCCGGGUACAAGGCGCUGUCGGGGGAGCAAGAUCAUAAAGAGCUCCCUUCACACCCCAAGCAACCCACUGUUGAAGAAGGUGACAACGACGACGACGACGAUGAUGAUGAUGAUGGGAGUAAUAAAGGCGAGGACAGAAAAGGCAGCAGUAGCGCCGACGAGAAAGGAGGAGAGAAAGACGCGGGAAAGAAAUCCCCAGGUGACGGAGCGUCCUUUCAGGAUGUCGCUCUUUAA
Podospora anserina S mat+ is the source of this 1248-nucleotide messenger RNA. RefSeq lists its product as uncharacterized. Gene Ontology annotation, biological process: Golgi to plasma membrane transport; conjugation with cellular fusion. NCBI's taxonomy places the organism in Eukaryota, Fungi, Ascomycota, Sordariomycetes, Sordariales, Podosporaceae. Gene Ontology annotation, molecular function: protein dimerization activity. Gene Ontology annotation, cellular component: exomer complex; trans-Golgi network. Bases 1 to 1248 code for a protein of 415 amino acids. The transcript has 2 exons. The record is from RefSeq and is a predicted model, not a curated record.